AACCAGGUAGACUUCAAUUUCAAUUUACAAAAGUAAUUUCAAUAUUUUCUGUUAACAAUAUGUCAUUCCAAAUGUUAUUUGGUUUGUCUGAAAGUAAUUUUAGGAAACAGAGCAGUAGAUCUCAUGAUAAAACUCAAAUAAGGUGCACUCAAAAAUGGCUUGAGUUUAGCCAGUGUGUUAUUCUGAUAAGGGACAUAAAGAUGUGUUUUUUGGGGGUUGGCUGUGGGAGAUGAAGGGGCUCGUGGAAGCACAAAGCAUUAGUAUUUUAUCAUCAACUGCUGAUUUGCAAAUGUUUUCAUUUUUUUCGCUCACACAAUGAAAACUGACUUAUAUUCGUUCACCUUUUUUGUCUGCGCGUGCAUCACUGGAUCCUCCUCCUCCUCCUCCUCACUUCUCCCCGGCGCGCUCCCGCUGCCGUGUCUUCCGUGAGGUUCUGCGCGGCCAUGGUGGACUCUCCUAGCGCCAUGAAGAAGACGUUUUCGGUGCCGGAGAUCAAGCCACUGGACCAGUACAACCAAAACCGGGCCAAGAUCUGCGCCAACAUCCGCUGGCUACUGUCCAAAUUGUACGGCUGUGCAGAAAAUGUUCCAGUUGAGCUUCGAGAUCCACUUUACAAGGACCAGUAUGACCAGGAGCACCUCAAGCCCUCCAUCUCUAAGCUGCUCUUGUCCCCUGACACGUACUGCCGAGCUCAGGCCCUGCUGGCUCAGGCGCCAGCAUCUCAGGGGUCUCCAGCCGACAACUCGGCUCUGCUGCAGUACUUGGUUAAGAAAGGUCUCGCCCCAAAUGUCCAGGAUGCAGUUGUCACAGAGGGAGACCUCAGCAAAAGUCCCGUUAACGUGAAAGCCCAUCUUGCCCUCAUCGACUCACUCAUGUCACUGGCUGCCAGACAAACAGUGGACAAGGUAAAGAUGGCACCGGAGGCGGAGCAAAUAGGCGUCGGAGCUCCAUGGGAGAAUGCUCUGCUCUUCUGGGUCAACAGGCUCACACAGAAGUUGAGAGAAAUCACAGAAGAAGAAGACGGGCCGCCCAAAUCACAGAACUGCACAGACUUGCAGCCCAUUCAUGACAGGUGUCAGUCCACCCGUUGGUACUGGAAACUAGUCCCACAUGCUAUCGCUUUUUGUUUGAAGGAGUCGGGGAAUAAGCCGCCAGUGAUCCGCUAUAAGAAGGACAAAGUGCUGUCCAAGCUUACGCCCACUUUUCCUCUGGUUUCUGCCGUCAAAGACCUCUCUAACGGCUGUGCAAUUGCUGCUGUGUUGUACUACUACUGCCCUAGCCUGCUACUUCUAGAGGAUGUGUGUCUGAAGGACACCAUGUCUGUGGCUGACAGCAUUUACAACCUGCAGCUCAUCAAGGAGUUUUGUGACAGCAACUUGCUGAGCUGCUGCCAGCUGGCUGUGGAGGACCUGCUCUACGCCCCCCCACCCCUGCAUCUGAACAUCCUCAGCCUCGUAGCUGAGCUGCUGGAGUGGUUUGAAAUGAAGAAACCGGAUUUUGUUCAGCCAAUUCAACCAGUUGACCUCACAGAUGUGUCCGGAGUGUUGGAGUGUACAAGUCCUGUAAAUGGGAACAGCAACAGUGGUUCUCCUGCUUUCAUCCUCAAACAGCCUUUUGUCCCCCUUCCUUCCUCUAUGUCACCAGAAAAUAAAGGUUGGACAAAGAAACAAAUCAGUCGUCCUCUGUCUGCAGUGACUUUCAGCAUCCCAUUUGGCCUGGACAGUGAUGUUGACAUUGUCAUGGGAAACCCAAUAGAUUCUGUGUUUCGCUCUGUCAGCACCGAAGACCUCACCGCCGGUGUCCCUGCAAUGACCUCACCGGCGGCAAUGAAAGGGUUGGCUCAUGUCCCCUACAGUCCACCUGAAGACAUCAGCCACCUGGUCAGUGCUUCUGCACCCCCACAGCGGUCUGCCUGGGGCCCUCAUGCAUACACUGCGCCCCUGGGGGAGCUGCCCACCAUCGAGGAAGCUCUGCAGGUUGUUCACACCCUCAGCAGCAAAGACAGGAGGAAGGGGCGAACACCUGAGAAAAAAGGGAGGAUAGGGAGCCGGCAGGAGGCCAGGUUGCGCCCUGAAGGAGCCCCUGCUGGGUUUUUUCUGCACUCCCCUGAAAAAGAAAAUCCUCAGCUAAGUAGCUCUGCUCCCUCUCGCUCAGGAAUCCCUGAUUGGUCAGCUGAUGCUGAAAAGCAAAAUAGGCGGAGCAGAUCAGGACAAAGCGGUGACACGUCGCGUGACGAUGACUCUGUUCUGCGAGAUGGUAGUAUUGAUUCCUCAGAAGCAUCUGAUGAUAUUCCCAGAAACACACCUGGUAACAUUCGACCUGCCAGUGGUCGUCAUGGAAACUCCAAUGCCAACAACAGUCCACGGAUGACCAGCUUCGCAGAACAACGAGACCAUCAAAGAAAAAAUCCUCCUGCUGGGGAAGACCACGCAUCUGCUCCAAACCCAACAACCCCUGGAACUCCGCUCACUCCUUCCACACCAGCUUCUGCGUCCUGCCAUCAGGGCAGCCAGGGUCCCAAUGCGCCAGAACCAGGCUCUGAAGCCUGGGAGCUGGCAGCCCGCCUUGAGGACAAACGCAAAAGCAUUGAAGCACAAAAAAGACGCAUUGAAGCCAUUUUUGCCAGACACAGACAGAGGCUCGGAAAGACUGCUUUCCUUCAGCUGAAAAGAGAGCAAGGAGAAGGAGAAGGGCAGACGGCGGAGGUGGACAGUCUAACGCUGGACGAGCGUCUCACUCAUAUGGAGGAACAAUUGAAAAAGGAGGAGGAGAAAGAGGGUGUAGAGAAGGAAAAAGAAAAACCAUCUGUUUCAAAUCCUCCCCGCUUAGAGAAACAAGUAACAUUCUCAAUUGAAAGCAAGAAAGGAGCUGAGACUGAAAAAGGAGGCGAGAAACCCGGAGAGGCCGUCAUAGUAGAGUACAAUGAAGUGGUGCAGAAACUGAGUGAAGCUCUGCAGUCCCUCCAGAAAGACAUGCAGAAACUCACAGAACAGCAGCAGCAGCUCAUGAGCAACCAAAGACCUAGAAACAUGCCCAAAUCCACUUCAAAAUCCACUACGCGAAACAUCACAAAAACUCCACCCAGAACCCCACCUCACACACCAACAAAGACACCACCAAGAACCCCGACAAGGACUCCUACAAGGAGCACCAGCAAGGCCUGGGUUAUUCCAACUGUGUCCAAAUCUCCUUCAGCUUCUUCGCCGUCUCGCCGUGCUCAAGUUCUCUCUUCAUCCGGCUCACCUAAAACAGUCAUCUCUUCCUCCUGUCCAGCUCCUGUCACAAAAAUGAACUCCUUCUCCUCCCGCAGUACCAAACACGCCCCCCGUGCUCAGCUUCAUCCCCAGACCAGGCCCUCUGAACUCAAGUUCCCAACACUUAACCGUGUCUUGACACCGACCCACAAUGUGGACACACUCCCUCACCUGAGGCGCGUGUCCCCCAGCAAGUGUCAAGUCCAGACUUCCUCUUCCUUCCGUAUUGGCGCUGCCCAGACUCCUCAGGAGUCUCCUCAGCUCCCACAGCAGCCUGAGGAGAACACCUCAGACACGGCUUCAAGUGAGACACCCACCCAGUUCAGCCUGGAGUUGGAGCAGGAUGAUGCAGAGGCAGUAGCAGGGCUACCCACCUUCCUUCAGUCCAGGCCGGAGCGACGGAGGCCUGCCGGAGGCAGCAGCUCCGGAGCUCCGUCUGAGUGUUCGUUUGAGAGUGAAACUCUGUCCAUUUCUGCUGCGUUCAGUGCAGAAGCAGGAAGACCUGGAAUGGCUGCAGGGCAGCCAUUCAGUCUGAAUGAGGCAUCCUUUUCAACUGCUGGAGGUCCAGAGGGAACCAGUGAUGAACCAACGGACGAGGGUCAAGAGUUUUCCUCUGACUCUAUGAGCGACCACACAGAAUCUGCAAGGCCCCCUGUUGUAGAAAGCUUGGAUCCAGUUGAACAAAUCAGUCUUGUUACAGAUGUUAGCGAUCCGCAAAUCGAGUGCAAAGAACAACACGAGGUCCUCCCAGGAACCCUUGAGCCAAGUGGAGAUCAGGCUGAAGUGGAAACCAGAGGAGGGAUUGGCUUCUUCUUUAAGGAGGAGACUCUCGGUGAAGGAGAAAUGGCCCAUCGCAGAGCAUUGCUGCUGGAGCGGCAGCAGAAGAGGACUGAGGAGCUGAAGAAGAGGAGACAGUGGAACGAGCAAGAGAGGGAAAUAAGAUCGGCAUCUGCAGACAGAAAUAUUGCAUCUCCCUCCUGCACGCCUCCCAGGGGCACAUCAUCGCCCUCCCCAACCCCUCCAGCUACACCAGCCCGCCGAGGGGACUUCACUAGAGGGGAGUAUGCACGCCGCCAACAGCUCAAAAUAAUGGAAGAUCUGGGCAAAGUUCUAAAGCAAAAGUCAACGACUCAUGGCCGCUCGUCAGCUAAAAAGGCCCGCUCACGCCCUCGCAGCAUGACCAGAGAGGAAACACAGCUGUCUCUGAGUCCAGCCAAAGGAGCAACUGGAUGUAAGUUGACAAAAGUUUACUCCCACUCCUCACUUAACCUUGCAGCCACGGAAGAGCCAGGAAACGACAAAGGUGAACCCACAAAGAAACCACAGAGCAGCUCCAUUGAUUCUCCCGCUCAAAGCACAUCACAAAACAAACCAUCAAACUCCAAUGAAGAUGAGGAAUGUGAGUCCAAUGGGACCUCGCCGGCCCCAGAAUACACAGGCCCAAAGCUCUUUAAAGAGCCAAGUUUUAGGUCAAAUAAAUUCAUCAUUCAUAACGCUCUGUCCCGUUGCUGCCUGGCUGGAAAGGUCAAUGAAACGCAAAAGAAUAAGAUCUUUGAGGAGAUGGAGAAGAGCUCGGCCAACCACUUCCUGAUCCUCUUUCGUGAUUCCAGCUGUCAGUUCCGAGGUGUGUACACUAUGAACGCUGACUCCCAGGACCUCGUCAGGUUAACCGGGGUGGGUCCACGGACGCUCUCCUCCAACCAAGUGGAGUCCAUCUACAAAUACAGCUCGGACAGGAAGCAGUUUAGUGCCAUUCCUUCAAAAACAGUGGGGAUGAGUGUGGACGCCUUUACCAUCCCCAGCCAUCUAUGGCAAGGAGGAGGAGGCACCGGCGGAGGAGGAAGCAGGAGAGCCAGUAUUAACAAGAAGGUGGCCAUUGUAAAAUGAGGAGCAGAAAAUAAAAAUAAAAAAUCUUCAUAGGACAAGGAAAACUUAUCAAACAGAAAACUAGUAACACGUGCACACAAAUGAGUCUGUGUGUUUUCUCUCCUUAGGUACAUUUAUUCUCCUUUGUGUCCAUGAAAAUGUUGAUCGCACAACUAUCAGAGAGCAGAAGACACAGAAACGUCCCGUUAAUUGACUUCAUUCAGAAGAGUCACUUAUCUGUGUCUUAUAAAACAAUAUACUUUAAUUAUUUAAAGUACAGAUUUUUUUUCAAGACUAAAAGUGUGUCUUUUUUUAGUUGUGCACUAGAAAACUUUCAUAGAAGCACCUUUGCUGCCCCACUUGGAUUCUUUACAUCAUAAGCAGUUUUAUAGCAACAGCCAAACAAACCUGAGCGACUGACUGGACUAUUAUUUUGUACGAACCAACUUGAAAGUGGGUUGAAGCCAAGUUUCUUCAUGAGUGAAAGAUAUUUAUGAAGAGAUAUCAAUGGUAUCUGUCGUUCACUAAAGUUGUCAGUGGUUUUCUGAGAUUUCUACAGCAUGAAUGCCUAUUUGCUGUGUGUGGUAUAAGCUAAUUUCAAACUAAAAUGAUGUGGUUUGCUGAAACUGGUGAUAUGUAAGCAAUGGAGGCCAAUGAAAAUCUCUUUUGUACAUUAAACUUAUAGAAAAGGCUAAAUCA
Messenger RNA from Oryzias latipes (Japanese medaka), 5819 nucleotides. RefSeq names its product calmodulin-regulated spectrin-associated protein 3. Gene Ontology annotation, biological process: cytoplasmic microtubule organization; neuron projection development; negative regulation of microtubule depolymerization. The record is from RefSeq and is a predicted model, not a curated record. Gene Ontology annotation, cellular component: microtubule minus-end. Gene Ontology annotation, molecular function: microtubule minus-end binding; calmodulin binding; spectrin binding. NCBI's taxonomy places the organism in Eukaryota, Metazoa, Chordata, Actinopteri, Beloniformes, Adrianichthyidae.